Messenger RNA from Fundulus heteroclitus (mummichog), 964 nucleotides. RefSeq lists its product as uncharacterized. NCBI's taxonomy places the organism in Eukaryota, Metazoa, Chordata, Actinopteri, Cyprinodontiformes, Fundulidae. The transcript has 7 exons. Gene Ontology annotation, molecular function: signaling receptor activity. The record is from RefSeq and is a predicted model, not a curated record. The coding region runs from base 53 to 964 and encodes 303 amino acids. Gene Ontology annotation, cellular component: cell surface.
UUAUCAGUGAAGGAGGAAGAGAAGCUGAGUUAGAAACGAUCAGCAGCUCAGGAUGAAGGUCUGUCACACUUUGAUCUGCUUCUUCUUCCUCACUCUGCAGGAUGGAGACACUGGAGAACCUCGUAGAGGAGAAGAAGGAACCAACAUCACAGUUGAAUGUUCAUCUAUAUCUUCUGGAAGCAGGAGGUUCUUCUGUAAGGAAACCUGUGAAGGAGAAAAUAUCCUCAUUGAAACAACAGAAGACAGAGCUCAGAGAGGAAGAUACAGCAUUCAGUAUGAAGAUAACGGUCAUUUAUCAUAUAAUAUAAUGUAUGUGAGCAUCACAGGGCUGAAAAAGUCAGACUCAGGAAAGUACCGGUGUCAGACUGAUAAAACGUGGCUUGGAACUCAAUAUGAUGAUUUUGAUCUUAUCGUGACUGAAGCUUCAACCUCCUCAGAACCAGUCUGGACUCCAUCAACUUCUCCAUCAACAUUUCUGUCAUCAGCUUCUCUAACAACAACAACUUUAACACAAAGGCUGAGUUCCUCCUCUUCUUCCUCCUCAUCUACAACCAGCCAACAGACCAGAGCAUCAACUGGACCCAAAGAUCUGCUGCUGUAUGUGGUUCUGAUUAUCGCCGUCCUGAUCUUCAUGUCGGCAGCAGCUCUGCUGAUUUUCUUCAGGAGGAAGCGCUUCGGUCGACAGAAAACUCCUCCAAUGGAAACAGACCAGGCUGACACCCCAAAGGAAAGCGUCAUCUAUGAGGAGAUCAGAGAGGAGGACAGAGACAACAAACCAUCUCCUGGGGAAAUAUCUACAGUUUACGCCAACUACUGCAACCCAGACGGAGCUGAAAGUACAGCUAUAUACAGCCUCGCUGACUGUCCUCAGAAUACAGGUGAAAAUGACGAAAAAGAGUACUCUGAAGGGCAUCUGUUAAACGAUUCACCUUCUCUUUAUUUCACCAUCACUUUGCAGCAGUAG